AUGCUUACCACACAGUGGGCAGUCAGACACCCACCACACAAUGGGCAGUCAUCGGCUAGCAAGAUGCUUACUACACAGUCGGCAGUCAGACGCCCACCACACAAUGGGCAGUCAGCGGCUAGCAAGAUGCUUACAACACAGUGGGCAGUCAGACGCCCACCACACAAUGGGCAGUCAUCGGCUAGCAAGAUGCUUACCACACAGUGGGCAGUCAGACGCCCACCACACAAUGGGCAGUUAUCGGCUAGCAAGAUGCUUACCACACAGAGGGUAAUCAUUGGGUCGCAAGACACAGUGGGCAGUCAUUGUUAUUGGCUAGCAAGACGCCCACCACACAGUGGGCAGACAUCGGCUAGCAAGACAACCCCUACAGCAUGGCAGGCAAUCAUCGACCUCACACGAGGCAUCAUCAGGAACAUGCCUUUAAACAACGCGACCAACCUCAGUUUUGUUAUGAAGAAGAACAGACUCUCCGUGGACGAGCAGGAAAUAUCAACAAACAUCAAAAUUUUAUCGGGAGACUUAAAUAAAGUACUGGACAUAAGUGACAGUAGUUCAGAACGUGGUGCUAAGGCUGGUGCCAUUGAGAACACCAUAGAGGAUAAUGAGGAUGAAGAAACGUGUGAGCCAAAUGAAGCUGGCGAUGAUUUACGUUACGACUGGUUGCAGUGUACCAGAUACAAGCCUCCAAAACUACAGCGCAUCCGUAAGAAGGAAGGAGGAAAAAAGCGUAAACUUGGACGCAAUCCCAGGGUGCCGUUCACCCAGCAUCAGGUUUCGGAGUUGGAGAGGAAGUUCAACCGGACCCACUACCUUAGCAGUCUUGAUGUGGCUGAACUCUCGACUAACCUUAACCUCACAGAGACAAGGGUCAAGAUUUGGUUCCAAAAUCGUAGAGCAAGGGAAAGAAGAAGCAACAAUGUCAAGGACACAUUGCCUGCUCCAGACAAUGCAGACAGGGUCGAUCAAGAUGUUGUGUUUCCAACGACAACGUCUUCUUAUUGCCCUUUAUUGCUAUCGCCAAGAACAGUAUCGCAGCAAAUGCUUGCCUUUGAAAGUCUUCAAGAAUCCUUUCAGCAAAGGUCGUCAGCGUUUACGCCCUUGUCCUAUACAAAUUUAACAGCAAACUCUCCAUAGCUAUGCUGGAUUGUC
Mya arenaria is the source of this 1152-nucleotide messenger RNA. Its product is annotated as paired box protein Pax-6-like. Gene Ontology annotation, cellular component: nucleus. The record is from RefSeq and is a predicted model, not a curated record. Bases 1 to 1137 code for a protein of 378 amino acids. Gene Ontology annotation, molecular function: RNA polymerase II transcription regulatory region sequence-specific DNA binding; DNA-binding transcription factor activity, RNA polymerase II-specific. Gene Ontology annotation, biological process: embryonic morphogenesis; regulation of transcription by RNA polymerase II. The transcript is spliced from 5 exons. NCBI's taxonomy places the organism in Eukaryota, Metazoa, Mollusca, Bivalvia, Myida, Myidae.